Messenger RNA from Onthophagus taurus, 1534 nucleotides. Its product is annotated as very long chain fatty acid elongase 4. Gene Ontology annotation, molecular function: fatty acid elongase activity. NCBI's taxonomy places the organism in Eukaryota, Metazoa, Arthropoda, Insecta, Coleoptera, Scarabaeidae. Gene Ontology annotation, cellular component: endoplasmic reticulum membrane. The record is from RefSeq and is a predicted model, not a curated record. Gene Ontology annotation, biological process: fatty acid elongation, saturated fatty acid; sphingolipid biosynthetic process; fatty acid elongation, polyunsaturated fatty acid.
AUGUAUACAAAAAAGAAAUCGUUAUUAAAUAUUGAUGUGGUUGACCAAACGUGGAACAUCUUCAAUGUGACAAAGUAGUACCGAUGAGGCGAUGGCAAGUAAAAAAAAAAUAUUAAAGGCAAGGAGGAAACGGAACUGCUGUACCACUCUUCUCAUCGCGACCCACAUGCCGUUGCUUUCAAAAUAAUAAAAUACCUAUACGUCUCAAUGGAAAGGCACUUGCUUUCGGACGCUUGAACAGUUCGCGUUUUCAAACGGAACUGAUCGGGUCUUAAGGAAGUUAAGAUACUUGCGACUUAAGUAUUCGUACUUAAGCCAAGUAAUCGGGCUAUGAAUAUAAGUGCUUCUAAAUAACUCAUUCAGAAGUAACUAACCGGCAAAUGAAGAAGUGAUUUUUUUAGAUAAAAUUGUGUUUUUCAACGAUAAGUGUUAUACAUAAAGACUUAUGUGGAUAAGAAGAAAAUACUUCUUGUGAAGAUUUAAAGUGCAAAAUAAAUUAAGAAGAAAUGACCACGAUAUUGAAUUCUACUCAAAAUCUAGCCAAAGACGCUUAUCAUUACUACCUCUGGACAUUGUCUUUAUCAGAUUCUCGAACAAGAGGAUGGCUUUUUGUCGAUUCACCCGUACCAACGUUAGCUUACACCCUACUAUAUUUAUUUAUAGUAUGGUUAGGUCCGAAAUUGAUGAAAAAUCGGGAACCUUUCAAAUUAACCUGGCUUUUAAUACCAUAUAAUUUAGCGAUGGCCCUUUUAAACGCAUACAUUUCGAUACAAUUAUUUACGGCAUCGAUUCGACUGAGGUAUAGUUACGUUUGCGAACCUUGCCGACAAAAAGAUGAUCCUGACGAAUUACAAAUAACCAGCGCGGUUUGGUGGUAUUAUUUCUCAAAACUCCUCGAGUUCUGCGACACCUUCUUUUUUAUUUUAAGAAAGAAAGAUCAGCAAUUAACGUUUUUGCAUGUGUAUCAUCAUUCGACGAUGUUUACUUUAUGGUGGAUUGGAAUUAAAUGGGUACCAAGCGGUUCAACAUUUUUGCCGGCAAUGGUAAAUUCAGCAAUUCACGUUUUGAUGUACUCCUACUACGGUUUAGCCGCUUUGGGGCCGAAAGUACACCAAUAUCUUUGGUGGAAAAAGUACUUAACGAUCUUGCAAAUGAUUCAAUUUACUUGCGCUUUAAUCUUGGGAAUAAAUGGUAUACGAACUGGAUGUGAAUUUCCUUUAUGGAUGCAUUACACCCUUAUUUUGUACAUGGUCUCUUUUAUCGUUCUUUUUGGAAAUUUUUAUGUUCAAGCUUACAUGGAAAAGGGAAGGCAAAUUUUCUUCGGCGGUAUGGAUAUGGGUUGUGGCCAAGGAACUUUAUACAUCCCCAAUCAAAACGAAAUCAACAAAAAAUCGGAUUAAGGGUAGCAUUUUUAUCCCGAACUUAUAUUUAUUAGGAAAAAUGAAGAUAUUAAUGUACAGCCCCGGUUACAAGUUGUUAUCAGUGUUGUUAUUAGUUGCGUAAAUGUUGUUGUACAUUGCAUUAGAAAAAAAUU